CGCCUCCUGCAAUCGAAGAGGAAGAGAGGAGAACACACUUUAUUUGCAAGCAAGCCAAUAACUGCAUGAAAUUUGAAAAGUUUGUGUGAAAUAUCCUCGGAAUCAUGAGCAAGGACAACAAGAAGAAGCUGCUGGCCCAGCGCCACGUCUCCUCGCGGAUGAACUUUCUCUUCCAGGCGUCCAAUUUAAUGGCGGAAGGCCAUCGGACCAAGCUAGCCGCCUACUACGGGAAGCUCUGCCGGAACGUGGGCACCAAAGCCGUGAUGCACAUGGCUCCUGCCCUGAAGCGCUCCCUCUGCAAGCGCUGUUCCCUGCCCCUGCUGCCCGGGGUGAACACGGAGCUGCAGGUGGCAGAAGAACCCAAGGAAGUAGCGGUGACUCCUUCUCCGCAGAAGGAGGCUCCUUCAAACGGGGCAGCCAAGACCAAGAAGAAGCGCCAUCGCAGGCAGCGCAAGAAGCCAAAGAGGAGAGGUGAAAACGGAGAUACCGGGAACAACCGGGAGCCCCAGCCAGAAAUCCACAAUGAAACCCAACCAAUCUCUCUGUAUUUGAAGUGCUCACUGUGCCACAGCCGGCGAAGCUUUCCGGCGGACAAUCAAAGAGAUUGCUGGCUGGAGCAGUCGCAAUCCGUGGUGCAAGUCGUGUCUCUCCCCGGAGAAAACGGUCAGCGAUAAGCUGAAGCUUUGUUUAUCAGCCAG
Molecule: messenger RNA, 698 nt
Organism: Drosophila subpulchrella
Lineage: Eukaryota; Metazoa; Arthropoda; Insecta; Diptera; Drosophilidae
Gene: Rpp21
Exons: 2
Coding region: 105-674 (189 amino acids)
Biological process (GO): tRNA processing
Cellular component (GO): nucleolar ribonuclease P complex
Source: RefSeq, a predicted model, not a curated record